UGUAAUAGACAGUAGAUUUCACCUUGAUUUUCGACUCCGAGUUUCAGCUCAUUUCACCUAGCGUUCCUCUGCAACGCCCGCCGUCAUUCAAACUCGCCUCGCCGCUCGCUGCAACUCAGUCUCACCUUUGCCUUGUCGCACUCCCCAUCCCUACGACGGUACAUAGCAGCAAGAAUCUAACCAUGGGCCGUUUUGGCCCGGCCGCGCUGAUCGCGUGCGCGUCGCUACUGGUCCUUCUCGCGGCACCAACGGUGAAGCCCGACGACUCCGAGCAUCCGCUACUAGCUGCUAACGCGGAUGGCGACGAGGGCACCUGGCAGGAGCAAUCCCACUCUCAAUCGCUGAUCUCCAACGCACUCCCAACCUCACCCGUGCCCAACUCCGCCUACCGCCUACUCAAGUCCGCCACCACCCACACGAGUUCCCCCGCGCGCGCAAGCUCCUCCGCCCGCGGAAGCCCCGCGACAACCGCGAGCAAGAAGAAGGGGGGCAAAAAGCAGGAGCAGUCGGUUCAAUCGGUGUCAUCUGUCGCCACGUCAGCAGGAACAGGAACCGCCCGUAAGACGUCGGCCGCCAAGGGGAAGCGCAAGCGGGGGAAACGGGGAAAAACGGGGGGUGCGGUGAAAGCGACUGACGCAGAUAGUUCGCUGCAAAGCGGCGCGGGGACGGCGACGAAGAAAGGGAAGAAGACGACGAAGAAAGGAAAGAAGUCGACGAAGCAAGUCAAGAAGCCGGCUGUUUCGGCAGGCAAAAAGGGGUCCGCUGGAAAGAGGAAGCCCGGCGGGCACAAGUGGCCUCGCAAGGGCGACAAAAACUCCCCUGCGACGAAAUCUGCAUCUGCGACCAAGACGGCGACGAAGCCUGCGAAGACUUCGCCAGCGUCUGGAAAGAAAGGCAGCGGCCGCAAGUCUGGCAAGGGGAGCAAGAAGAGACCAACUGCUGCGACUGCCCUUGCAGGUAUCCCUACCUCCGCUUCUGCCGGCGGGAAGUCCGGCGGGGGCAAAGGCAAGUCCAAGUCAAGCAAGUCGAGCUCGUCUGAAGGAUCCGCCUCUCGUGCCGCAACUCCCGCUCGGUCGUCUAAGAACGGCAAGAAGAAAACGACCGUUCCUGACACAAAGGGAGAAAAGUCAACGAAGGCAGGCAAGUCAACGAAGUCGCCCGCGUCGUCCUCUGGAGAAGGCGCGUCGAAAUCGGGAAAGGGACCCAAGGGUUCGGGCGCAGAUGCGUCCACGCCAAGCAAGGGCUCGAAGCCAUCCACCAGCCCCAAAUCGCCGCCUCCCAAGGAUCAAAGCUCUGAUGCCGGCUCGGAUGAUUCAGGCUCGGAUGCAACACCCUCUCCUCCCGCUUCUCCCGCCAAGCCAAGCACGGGGAAGAAGAACAAGCCAGCGCCGCCAGCAGUCGACACCGAUAGCGAACCUGCCACUAACGAGGAUGGGGGGAGCCCGUCUCCGGCUCCUCCUGCGCAGAUGGUGUGUGAGAAGCACAAGGGGCAGCAGCUGAUGGUGAUGGAUGGAAAUCUUUUCUUCACCGGUAAUGUGGAGAAAUGCGAGGCUGCUUGUAUCAAGGAUGCCACCUGCCUCAUGUACACCUUCUCGGGACUCAGCUGUCAGCUAUUCACGGCUAAUAUGACGGCGAGGCCUGUCAAGGCAUGCUUCUCGCGUAAGUGCCAGUGGGGGAAGUGUAGAGACGCGGAGGGUGAUGGUAGCGAGGAGGACACUAGCGGGGAUAGCAGUGGUGGGGAUGAGAGUGGGGGAGGUGAUGAUGGGAGCAGUGGGAGUGACUCCAGUGGAGAUGACAGUAGUGGGGGGGAUUCAAGUGCGGACGAUGGCUCUAGUGACUAUGAUGGGUCAUCGGGCGACGAAUCUGGUGCCGAUAGUGGUGGGACCAUCGACUAUGGGGAGUAAUUGAAGGCUUGGCGAAUGGAAUACAACUGGGUAACGAAGCCAGUGCUGGCAAGUACAGCAAGGUUCUAACAAGGUGAACUACUUCUUGGUUUGUCUGGGCGGCUAACCGAACUCACCACCAUCAGCGGUUCCCUAAGUGUGUGAAGCAUAGGGUUGCUCCAAUUUAAAUGCUAUUGCAUUUUUAUGAUAAAUGUUAAAUAGAAACAUUUAUGUAAA
This is a messenger RNA of Closterium sp. NIES-67, 2120 nucleotides long. Lineage: Eukaryota; Viridiplantae; Streptophyta; Zygnematophyceae; Desmidiales; Closteriaceae. The record is from the annotation of a GenBank genome assembly.